This is a messenger RNA of Cydia pomonella (codling moth), 1199 nucleotides long. RefSeq names its product peptidyl-prolyl cis-trans isomerase Fkbp12 (gene Fkbp12). The transcript has 3 exons. NCBI's taxonomy places the organism in Eukaryota, Metazoa, Arthropoda, Insecta, Lepidoptera, Tortricidae. The coding region runs from base 162 to 488 and encodes 108 amino acids. The record is from RefSeq and is a predicted model, not a curated record. Gene Ontology annotation, molecular function: peptidyl-prolyl cis-trans isomerase activity.
CUAGAAUUUAAUUAUUUUUAGCGGCUUGCGACCGUGCGUAGCGUAGCGUAGAUUGUUACUUGUGUUUGUUCGUUCGUAGGCCGUGUAGGCGUGGAGAGGCGGUGCAUUGCUAUAGCGUGGUUUUAGAAAUAAGUAAUUGAAUUGUAAAUACAACAACAAUAAUGGGAGUGACUGUGGACACGAUCACCCCUGGCGACGAGGCCACAUACCCAAAGAAGGGCCAGACUGUAGUGGUCCACUACACUGGCACACUGACCAAUGGACAGAAGUUUGACUCGUCCCGUGACCGCGGCAAGCCCUUCAAGUUCAAGAUCGGCAAGGGAGAGGUCAUCAAGGGUUGGGAUGAGGGUGUUGCCAAGAUGUCAGUAGGCGAGCGUGCCAAGCUGACCUGCACGCCUGACUACGCGUACGGCCAGCAGGGCCACCCCGGCGUCAUCCCACCCAACUCCACCCUCAUCUUCGAUGUCGAGCUUCUCAAACUUGAAUAAACCACCUUAAGAGAUGACACACUCAAGACAACUCCUAGCCUCUCUUACGCUAUAUCACCUGUACUUGUGGGCAACAGUGAAUUACCCAGGGACAGUGGAUCAGUUGCAAACCGUCAGGUUUUCUAGUUCCCUGUACUCUGGUUUUCCCAUUCUCUAUAUUCUUAUGUGCAAUUUAAUCUAUUAUGGGCAACAGUGAAUCAACCAGGGACAGUAGAUCAGUUGCAAACCAUCAGGUUUUUAAUAUAUUCCCUGUUCCCUGUGUGCAAUUUAAACUGCUAUGGACAACAGUGAAUCAUGUAAGGUACAGUUGAUCAUGAAUUAUAAUUUAUAACACAGUCAUUUGUCCACAUGGGUUUACUUUACUAUUCCUAGAAUCUACCUGUAGUUUUUGGAAAGGAGAGUCUUGGGUACUUUCACCUAGCACUCGGGUUAUUUUCAGCCAAACACUAGUAUAAGUCCAGUCAAUUAGGCUAAGAAACCUAGCAUCAAGCCCCAUUCAAAAAUUCAGUCACAAUUUCACUUGAAUACAUUCCAGAAGCAUUUUGAACAGUAGAUGAUGAUGCCUUUGUAUUCUUUUGUAUAAGAUCCUUUUUGAUGCACAAAAUGGGAAUGUUUUCUGGUGAUGGUUGGGUUGUGCACGCAUGUGCCGUUUAUGUAUACAUUAUUUCAGUAAAGCUCUAAAAUGAUCUAAGAAUAAAUUUAUUGCGAAAA